CAUCUCCAGAAAGAGCAAGUGAGAAAGGGGAGGAAGAUUCAAAAAAGAGAGAGAAUUCGCGGAAACUCUACUCUAAUUUUGAUCCAUUCUUUCGACUCUGUUCAAACCCCACCUUGUCUCUUCUCACUUGUAUAUAUCUUACCCAUUAUAUAUUCUCAACUGCUCUUCAUUUACCCUGUACUCAUCACUUAAAUUUGUUCUUUUCUUCUGUUGCUUUAAUAAUGGUGUAUCUUUGUUAGUGCUCUCUGCUUCUCUCUUGAGUUUGUCUCCACAGUUUGUUGAAAGAUAAUGGCUACUGACAAGCCCAGCUCUAAAGGGCAAGCAUGGUUUUGUACCACCGGCUUACCCAGCGACGUUGUUAUCGAAGUCGACGACAUGGCCUUUCAUCUCCAUAAGUUCCCUCUAAUGUCUAGAAGUAGGAAACUUCACCAGCUGAUAACAGAUCAGGAGAAUAAUCCAAGUAAUAGUAGACUCCAAAAAUUAGGCGAAGAUGAGGACGAUAACGACGAACAUCGUUCAGAGAUUGUCGAAGAAGAAGGUCUGGAGUACUGCAGUAUAAUUCUCCCGGAUUUCCCGGGAGGCUCGGAUACAUUUGAGAUUGCGGCCAAAUUCUGUUACGGAGUCAAAAUCGAGUUGACUACCUUGAACGUGGCUCCUCUCCGAUGCGCUGCGGAGUUCUUAGAAAUGACAGACGAGUACUCUGAAGACAAUCUCAUAUCGAGAACAGAGAGAUUUCUCUCCCAAUCUGUUCUCAAGAGCCUAAAAGACUCCAUCAAGACGCUGAAAUCAUGCAAGAUGAUAAUGCCUCAAGCUGAGAAACUAGGCAUUGUUAAUAGAUGCCUGGAAUCUGUUGCUAAAAGAGCUUCUACUACAGAUCCGUCACUUUUUGGCUGGCCAGUAAACGAACCAGCCUCAGCUUCGCAAACAGAUUCUGGUACAGGAAGACGAAGGACAAGCAAUACGUGGUUCGAUGAGCUUGGCGAUCUCGGUUUGCCUCUGUUUAAGCGAUUAAUUUCCGCCUUGAGAGCUCGAGAUCACACCAGUCCAGAUCUAAUUGAAGGUUGCUUAAUCGCUUAUGCGCAGAGGUACAUUCCAGGCAUAUCUCGUUCAAAUUGGAAGCAAUCGUCGUCUACUUCAUUACCUCCAUCACAAGAUGAACAACGAGAGCUUCUUGAAACAAUAAUCUCGAAUCUCCCACACGAAAAGAGGCUCGCAUCUUCAACCUCCGCAAUUAAAUUUUUAUUCGGACUACUGAGAACAGCAAAUAUAUUGAACAUUGCUGAGACUUAUCGCGACGCAUUGGAGAAGAAGAUCGGAUCACAACUCGAACAAGCCACACUAGACGAUCUUCUCAUACCGAGCUACUCGUACCUCAACGAAACGCUAUACGAUGUCGACUGUGUGGAAAGGAUAUUAGGUUACUUUCUGGAUGAACUUGAAAUCUCAAUGACACGAAACGAGGACGAACAAGACAACGAAAACAUAACACCGUCAGAAUUGAUGCUCGUCGGGAAACUGAUCGACGGUUACUUAUCGGAAAUUGCAUCUGAUGCUAAUCUCAAACAAGAUAAAUUUUACAAAUUUGCCAUAACUUUACCUCAUCAAGCCAGGCUGUAUGAUGACGGUCUAUACAGAGCGGUUGACGUUUAUCUCAAAGCGCAUCCAUGGCUAUCGGAAGCGGAGAGAGAGAAGAUAAGCGGAGUAAUGGACUGCGAGAAACUAACCUUAGAAGCGUGCACACACGCGGCACAAAACGAGCGUCUUCCUUUACGAGCAAUAGUUCAAGUACUAUUCUUCGAGCAGCUUCAGCUCCGGCACGCGAUCGUGGAGAUAUCUCCGGCACGGGGCGGCGGGAGGCUGAGGAACGGUGGGAGUCGCGAAGAAAAUGAAGUGAGGAACGUGACGUGGAGAGAGACAGUGAGAGAAAACGAGGUGAUGCGCGUGGACAUGGAUAGUAUGAGGACACGUGUCCAGGAGCUGGAGCGUGAGUGUUCAACGAUGAAAAAAGCGAUUGAGAAAAUACCAGAGGGAGGGAGUGGGAAGAGAUCGUUUGCGAGGAAGUUCGGGUGUAAGUUUAAGACGCAGGUGUGUGAUUCGCAUCAGUCGACGGCUGUAGAUACAAGAAAAGCCAAAAAUGGUCGACAUCGUGGUCAAUAAUGACAUUCGUAUUGUUUGUUUUUAUCAAGUUGAGGUUAAUGUUUAGCAGUUUUUUAAUGUGGGCGAGUAUACUUGAACAUAUAUCAAGUGCGGUACAGUUUAUUCAUGAUGAAUUAGAUUCUGCGUCGCUGAAAUGUGAGAGACUGUGUUCUAUCAA
Daucus carota subsp. sativus is the source of this 2314-nucleotide messenger RNA. Its product is annotated as BTB/POZ domain-containing protein At5g66560. Gene Ontology annotation, molecular function: protein binding. The coding region runs from base 289 to 2157 and encodes 622 amino acids. NCBI's taxonomy places the organism in Eukaryota, Viridiplantae, Streptophyta, Magnoliopsida, Apiales, Apiaceae. The record is from RefSeq and is a predicted model, not a curated record. The transcript is spliced from 4 exons.